Molecule: messenger RNA, 1242 nt
Organism: Metarhizium brunneum ARSEF 3297
Lineage: Eukaryota; Fungi; Ascomycota; Sordariomycetes; Hypocreales; Clavicipitaceae
Molecular function (GO): hydrolase activity, acting on carbon-nitrogen (but not peptide) bonds, in linear amides
Source: RefSeq, a predicted model, not a curated record
AUGCCUGGCAAGAUCCGUACCGCACAGACGGUGUCCUUUGAUGUCCCGGCCGCAGAACAGCCCGGCUUACACAACCGCUGGCACCCAGACAUUCCCUCGAUUGGCACCAUCAAGCGGGGUGAGACGGUCAAGAUUGAAUGUCUGGACUGGACGGGAGGGCAGAUCGGGAACAAUGACAGCGCAGACGACGUCCGCGACGUCGAUCUCACCAAAAUCCACUACCUGACGGGGCCCUUUGACAUCCAAGGCGCCGAGCCGGGCGACCUCCUCGUCGUCAACAUCACCGACAUCCAGCCGUUCGACCACGCUCCCUGGGGCUUCACCGGCGUCUUUGACCGCAACAACGGCGGCGGCUUCCUCGACAGACACUACCCGCGCGCGGCCAAGGCCAUCUGGGACUUUGACGGGAUAUACUGCUCCAGCCGCCACAUCCCGGGCGUGCGCUUCGCCGGCCUGAUUCACCCGGGCAUCCUUGGCUGCGCGCCGUCCGCAGACGUGCUGGCCCAAUGGAACCGCCGCGAGGCCGAGCUGAUCUCGGCCUGCGCCCAGUCCAUGCCGGGCCAGAUUGUCGCCCAGCCUCCCAACGAGGCGAAUGCCCACGCGGGCCAGGCCGACGGGGACCUCAGGGCCAGGAUUGCCCGCGAGGGCGCGCGGACGAUUCCCGGCCGGCCGGAGCACGGCGGCAACGUGGACAUUAACAACAUCUCUCGAGGAUCUACGACCUACCUCCCCGUCCACGUGCCCGGCGCCAAGUUUUCCGUUGGCGACCUCCAUUUCAGCCAGGGAGACGGCGAGAUUAGCUUCUGCGGCGCCAUUGAAAUGGCGGGCGUCAUCACCAUCAGGUUUGACCUCAUCAAGAACGGCAUGAAGGAGCGCGCGAUAGCCAGCCCCGUUUUCAGACCAGGCGAUGUGCAGCAGCUCUUUGGACCGUCGCGGUACCUGACUUUCGAGGGCUUCUCGGUGGACGAGGCGGGCAAGCAGCACUUUCUCGACGCCACUGUUGCGUAUCGCCAGGCGUGCCUCCGGGCCAUCGAGUAUCUCAAGCAAUUUGGCUAUUCCGGGGAACAGGCAUAUCUGCUUCUGUCGUGUGCGCCCAUCAAGGGCUCCAUUGCUGGAAUUGUAGAUGUGCCCAAUGCGUGUACAACAUUGGGUCUUCCUAUGGAUGUGUUUCAGUUCGACAUAUCCGUCGAAGCUGAACGGGUGAAGAGGGAUCUGGGAGCCUGUCCUGUGGCCGCAGAGUGA